Messenger RNA from Mangifera indica (mango), 1535 nucleotides. RefSeq lists its product as uncharacterized. The coding region runs from base 652 to 1086 and encodes 144 amino acids. The transcript has a single exon. Lineage: Eukaryota; Viridiplantae; Streptophyta; Magnoliopsida; Sapindales; Anacardiaceae. The record is from RefSeq and is a predicted model, not a curated record.
ACAGGAUCCAGUUUCCAGAAUAAACAAAAUUUUCCUAAACAUUAUCAUCAUUUUAGCUACUAGAAAAAUAAUGUAGACCCAUGAUUCCAUGACCCCACCAUUGUUGAAUUGCUCUGCAGAAGAAGAAAGUUCUUGAAAAAUAUGGGCAUUUUGCGCAUUGGAGAUAUGGUUGGCACCUACUUAUCUCUAUGUUUUCUUGUUUUGCCAGCUGCUGCAUCUUAAUAUUUUCAACCUAACGACCCUACCCAAAUUCAAUUUUUCAAAGAAGUUUUUGGUUUUAGUAUCAAUAUGGCUGGUUUACAUAACGAGUAAUGCAAAAUUCAAAUUUUAGUUUAAAGCCGGUUUUUUAGUUUCAUAUCUCAUUAGUCCGAGGAUUUCUCGGAUCUAUAUCCCUUUUGUUUCUUAUAUUAUGAGGGCUCAAAAGGGUUUUGACAGUUAGGUUCCGUGGUGAUGUGUAUUGAUUGGUAAAUUGAGUACUUUGAGGUCUGUAUGGUAGGAAAAGGUGAGGUUUAGUGCUAGGGUUCUUAUGGGUUGUUGAAAGUGUAUAAAUUUAGUCCUAUUUAGGGUUUUGACCGCGUGGAUUCAUAUGCUAGCUUUCCUCUGUAGAUGCCCUUGUUGAUUUGAAUUAAAGUUGGAUUGUUGAUUUGGUCCAUGGGCUCGGCUGGGUUCUUUUUGAUAUGUAUUUUGCAUUCUGUUCUAGCUCUAACAUGUGGAACCUUGAUGAUGUUUUACACCAAAGAGAUUUCAGUGUUUUGUCAUGGUAUUGAGGUUGCAAGUAAGCUUCAAGGGUCAACACCUCAUGAUCAGCUCUUGAUCCAAACCGCUGACUCAUUUUCCGGGUUGCUUUUGUUUGCUAUUGGGUCUCUAUUAUUUAUGGUAGCAUUUGUUGAGGAUCGAGAAUUCCAGAGCUUCUUUGCUAAAGGGUGUGUUCUUCUUCAUGUGUCAGUGGCUGUUUGGAGAGUUUACUUCGGAAGGGCAGUUGAGGAUCUUGCUUAUGAUUUGCCUAGGCAGGUUGUUGGAGAUAUUGCAUUAGCUCUCUCAUGGAUAUUCUUUCUUGUGUAUUCAUGGAGAGAAAAGUAUGAUUAGUUAAGAUUUUGCAUUGCCAAGGACUAUUUGGAUUAUGUGGAAGACAGUGAUUAACGGAUGGACAUGUGAAUUAUAUGUUGUAUUGAAAUUGUUGAAUACAAAGCUGGGUUUAGGCAGCUGGAGUUUCAAUCGUUUCAUUGCUGAUUGCGGGGUGAAUAUUUGCUAUUUCAUAUAUUUGGAGCGUUGAGCUCAGACUGGAAUCCGGGUUAUGGUGUGUGCAGAAAUCUGUUCUGGUUUUGGAAUAUCCUUCAAGUUCAAGAAGCUGGGUUUGACAAAUUGACUUGAGAUACAUUUUGAGGAUAUUAAAUAUGUUUCAGUUCCUCUUCUUGUUCAGCCUCACUCUAAUCUAUUCCUAUUUAUGUUUUUCCCAUUCAGAAAAAUUUCCUGUAAAUUCUCUUCAUCUUUAUAUGAAAAAACAAAGAAAUAUAUUCACAAACUGCUUUUUCUCA